This is a messenger RNA of Annulohypoxylon truncatum, 2558 nucleotides long. Its product is annotated as cytochrome P450. The record is from RefSeq and is a predicted model, not a curated record. The transcript has 5 exons. Gene Ontology annotation, molecular function: heme binding; monooxygenase activity; oxidoreductase activity, acting on paired donors, with incorporation or reduction of molecular oxygen. Bases 364 to 2004 code for a protein of 546 amino acids. Lineage: Eukaryota; Fungi; Ascomycota; Sordariomycetes; Xylariales; Hypoxylaceae.
UAUAAAAUCGCUGCCACUGGGUGGGAGGCAUAUGCAUACAAUCCAUGUUCGUAACCCUGAGAGCUACCAAUGAGGUGACUGAUUAUUUCCCAAGGGGUUGAAACUGUUGGCUCGAGGUUACAUCCUAGCACCAAAGUCCGGGAGUCUGCUGUUAUCAUGUCUUCUCGAUUGCGGGGAGAUUCCCCUAUUCUAUCUGUUCUUCUGGAGCACAAUUUCGCGGGCCGUCCUUGUCCCUUGUAGACCUUGAAGAACCGUCUCCGCUCGGGUCGAGUUACGCACACUAUAUCUACCGUACGGACUCGCUCGUCACAUUGAUAUCGCUAAAUUCUUUUUCCCUCGGGUCAGCUUACUUGGUGUAUCGAUAUGGAUUUGAUUAUGUGUGCCGGCCUGACGGCCGUUGAGUCGCUCCUUGUAAACCACAUCCCAGGCCAGGAGUCUCGGGCCGUGUCAGGUAAAAUUUCCUUGGCUCUUUUCUGCGCGCAGUACUUUGCGGUCAAGUUUUACCGCAUAUUUUUGUACCACAGAUACUUCUCGCCCCUUCGGCAUCUUCCCGGCCCAACGGAUAAUCAUUUUCUCUUCGGGCAGGCUCUAAAUUUCUUGAAGGCUGAAUCUCCUACGACGCUCUAUAUAAAAUGGAUGAGGGAACACCCUGACGCCCCGUUCAUUCGAUAUCUCACCUGGGGUAACACCGAGGUGCUGGUUCCAGUCAACCUCAAUGCUCACCGAGAAGUGCUGCAAUUCCAGUGUUACUCUCUAGAGAAGCCAAAUUGGUUUCUCCGCAUCGUCAAAGAGGUUGGCGGCCAUGGACUCAUUCUUAUGGAAAGGGAUGAACACAAGGCUCACCGAAAGAUGCUUGGCGGCUCUUUCUCCCUGAAGAACAUUCGAAAGUUGGAGCCGAUUUUCCAAGAAAAAGCCCGGGAUCUGUGCCGAUACUUCAGCCAAUGCAUCCGUGAAAACGACAACAAGACCGGUACUAUCGACUGCACCACAACCUUCUCUAAAGCUAUUCUGGAUAUCAUGGGCUCUGCUAUCCUAGGAGUUAGGCUUGACUACGUGAAACCCGGUGAAGAAAAGGCGGAGAAGAGCAAUGAUCUCAAGGAAGGUUGUUCGUUCCAUGAGGCCUACGACAUCUUUUUCUCUCCGAAGGGCAUUGGCAAGGUUUUGCUGUUCGCUAACGGAUUUUUACCUACGCGAUGGUUACCGUUCGAUGCAAACCGCAAGUUCUUGUUCGCAAUGGAUUGGUUGAACGAUGUCCUCCGGGGUCUCAUCCGAGACCGUUACCGCCAAGUUUCGGCUGCAACUGCUGCAGGCAAGUAUGAGUCCAAGGACUCUAAAGAUCUACUCACCUUUGUCGUUGAAGAAAGCUUGCCCGGCGGAAUUGCUGAAGGCAUUGGAGAGACUGAAUUCCUAGGUCACCUGCUUGAGUUUAUGGCUGCUGGACACGAUACAUCUGCCAAUAUGCUUUCAUGGAGUCUGUAUAUCUUGGCUUUGAACCCGGACAUUCAAGAGACACUCCGUGAAGAACUGAAGGAGUUACCGGCCGACCCGUCGUACAAUGACCUCGAGAGGCUCCCUUACUUAGAGGCCUUCUCCAAAGAGGUCCUGCGUCUAUAUUCACCAUCUACCACCUAUCACCGUGCAACGAGUACCAACAUCGUAGUUGAAGGAGUUCACAUUCCCGCCGGAGUCUUGGUAGAUCUAGCUCCGUCAGUGACUCUUAUGAACCCGUCAAUUUGGGGUGAUGAUGUGGAUAAUUUCGAUCCUACACGAUGGCAACGCUUGACCGGCGAACAGCUUUCUCCUUAUGCCUUCUCCCCCUUUUCAAACGGGCCACGUAUUUGCAUUGGCCGCCAGUUCGCCUUAUUUGAAAUCAAGUACAUCCUCAUGGAAAUUGUUCGCAAUUUUCGGUAUGUGAGCGUUGACAACGGUUUUACUAUUGAGAACCCUGGGUUUACACUCAGGCCUCAUGGAUUAAGAGUUAGGUUCGAGCAGCUAAAGAAAUGAAAGGAGAAUAAUAAGGGUUUAAAGGAGAUGGUGGUAUCGGCGUAUUCAGGCCAGACAAGUUUCUGGAACUAUCCCUAAUCUUUUUUUCCAAUCCAAGCCAUGAAGAAGGUGACCGCUUCCUUUUGUAUAGGUCCCUCGUUGCCAGGCAUUUACUAUGUGUCCCGGGCGAGUGCUUCCUCUCAGCUGAAGUUAAUUCAGAACAAUAGAUUGCCAUAAUAUAUCUACCUAUUUAAUUAUGUUCAACUUUCGUCAUGUUUCAUAAUUACAAGCCCUAACUCAUAAAUACGAGUGGUCUCUUUGGGCCAUGGAGUUUGUUUAGGAAAAUUUGAAGAUUUGCUCAUUUCAUAAUAUUGGUACCUAGGUAAUUAAGUGCCUACCUAGGUACCUCCUCGUGGCUUGCAAAAUAAAAGAUAUAGAUAAAAGGAAUAACUACCUCAAUCAAUUUGAAUGCCCUAAGGUCCAUCUAUGUCCAUGACGCCUACAAUGUCUGCAUAUGAAUCUUUGACAGGGGCUGGAUAACAGCUAGUUAGCUACAGCUUGUAUAAUACCUGAGA